AUGGAAAUAACAACAUUAAUUACGAAAUACGAUAUAAAUAAUAAACCUGUGUAUGCUAAAAUAUUAUACAAACCAAAUGAAAAAAAUUUAUUUGCAAUCACAAUAUAUGAAGAUAAUAACAGUUGGUCGGGAGAAUUUUCGCAUGAACUAGCAAAAAAGAACAGAGAACGUGUUAUUGAGACUGAAGAAGUGUAUAAUGAGAAUGUUAUGAAAGUUCUUUCGAAACAUACUGAUACUGACUAUAGUUUUGAUCUCACCUUACAUGCUGAUGAUAACAAUGCAGCCACUUUCAGCUGGAAGAAGAAAUUACGGUCUGGCGCUUUAGUUCACGGCUCUGUAGUUGUACAUCGUGAUGAAGUGCCAGUUUCUAAAGACAGCAUACUUGAUAUUUUAAUACUUGAAAAUCUUGAACUGAAGAGUAAACUUAAAUCUGUAAAUUUAAAAAAUGAAGAACUUAGCCAAGACUUAGAUAAAUGUGUGGAAAGCUUAGAAAAAGCCACAGAACUAAAGGAGGCUUCAGAAGAAAUCUUGUAUGGUAAAUUUGUGCAACUUUUGAAUUCUAAAAAGAGAAGAAUAAAACUAUUAGAAGACAAUAUAUCUAAAUAUUCAAAAUUAAAUUAA
This is a messenger RNA of Arctia plantaginis, 621 nucleotides long. NCBI's taxonomy places the organism in Eukaryota, Metazoa, Arthropoda, Insecta, Lepidoptera, Erebidae. The record is from the annotation of a GenBank genome assembly.